Messenger RNA from Lynx canadensis (Canada lynx), 3149 nucleotides. It is a transcript of the gene ODF2L, whose product is annotated as outer dense fiber of sperm tails 2 like. The transcript is spliced from 20 exons. Gene Ontology annotation, cellular component: centrosome; ciliary basal body. Bases 712 to 2517 code for a protein of 601 amino acids. NCBI's taxonomy places the organism in Eukaryota, Metazoa, Chordata, Mammalia, Carnivora, Felidae. Gene Ontology annotation, biological process: negative regulation of cilium assembly. The record is from RefSeq and is a predicted model, not a curated record.
CAAAUGCCGAUCGAAGCCCAGAGCAGAUGGACGUUCCUCCUGCGGCCACGGUUGGUAAGCUUCUGCAAUCGGGGAUAAGAUACUUCACUAAAUUCAUAAGUGUCAAGAAGACAAAAAUACAAGAAGAACAGAAUACUUACAGAAUCAAUACUUUGUGCAAACAUUAUGGAAGCCUUCACAGUCUGCAGGCCAUGAGGUUUCAGAAAGAUAGCAGACCAGAAAGUAGCCUUCAAGCUCUUCAGUAGGAAUGCGGCCUUAUUCUACCUGUUCUCCCAAGUUCCUAGUUCCUGUCACCUACCCCAUUGAGGAAAUUCUGACCUGAAUACGUUUUUGAAAAAUGUCUCCGGUUCCAGAGGGGAUUCUACUGAAAGCAUCAAUCAUGCUAUUGGAGUUUGAUUUAUCUGGAACAAAGAACUUUACACCUCCUGAAAUACAUGAUUGGGAUGUUAACCAUUAAAAUGUAUAAAAUAAAACAAAAAAUAAUAUGUGAGGUCUUUUCCAACAACCUUUCCCAUGUAAGAGGCUUAGUUUUGGGGAAGGAGGUGUAGCACUUGGCUGGCAGUGCAUGGCAUCCUGCCAGCCACAUGGUGAGCAGCAGAGGUUUUCGACCACAGAUGAGCCCAGGGCAAUGGAAUGAAUGGUUGAACCACUGCUGAGCACACUUAUAAGAAGUUGUUGUGGAUACCACUUAUAAAUCCAUUUACCAAAUUGAUGGAGAAAUCUGCAAUUGAUGGAAGUCAUUCAGAAAAACUAUGUUCUCAUUUUAAAAGUACCCCAGAGAAUGAACGUUUAUUGCAGCCUGCCAGUGAAAGUCAUCUCAGCUGUGGAAAGCAGGACAUCCUAAAUGAAAAGACUGAACUGGAAGCAACAUUUAAGGAACCUGAAUUGGCAACCUGUUCUGUAGAAUUAUUUUUGCCAUUAUUUAAGGAUACCGUUGAAGAGAUUAGUUUUGAAAAUGUAGGGGACAGUUUAUCCAGCAUGUUAGAGAAGCUAACUGAUAAUGAAAAUGAAAAUACUAAUCUUAAGAAGAAGCUACUUGAAAAGGAGACCUAUAUUCAAGAACUUUCUUGUUUGUUUCAGAAUGAACAGGCAAAUGCUUUGAAAGCAAACCGUUUUUCACAAUCAGUAAAAGUAGUACAUGAACGACUACAGCUCCAAAUUCGUAAAAAGGAAGCAGAGAAUGAUAAAUUAAAAGAAUAUAUAAAGAGCUUAGAAACCAAGAUAACUGAAUGGAACUUAGAACUGAGAAAGAAUAAGCAUGAAGUUGUAGCAAUGAAAGAAUCAAGUAGGCAAAAAACUAUAGCUCUAAAAAAGGCAUCUAAAAUUUACAAACAAAGGCUUAAACACUUUACUGGAGACAUGGAAAACCUUACUUCCCAAAUUGGAGAUCGGGAAGCCAAGCUGUCCGAAACAAUUUCAGCUUCCAAUGCCUGGAAAAGUCAUUAUGAGAAAAUUGUAAUAGAAAAAACUGAAUUGGAAGUUCAGAUUGAAACAAUGAAAAAGCAAAUUACUAAUCUUUUGGAAGACCUGAAGAAAGUAGAAGACGUUGGUAAAAAUUCAUGUGAAGAAAUUCUUAGAAAACUUCACUCAGUUGAAUAUGAAAAUGAAACUCUGAAUCUUGAGAAUACAAAAUUAAAGACUACCCUUGCUGCUUUGAAGGAUGAGGUUGUUUCUGUUGAAAAUGAACUCUUAGAAUUGCAAGAAGUAGAAAAACAACAGAAAGCCCUUAUUGAAGUAUAUAAAACUCAGAUACAAAAGUUGCAAGAAGCAGCUGAAAUGGUGAAAAGCAGAUGUGAAAAUUUGCUACAUGAAAAUAACCUAAUAACAAAAAACAAAAAUAAAAAGUUAGAGAAGAUGAGAGGCCAGACGGAGUCUCAUCUGAAGGAGUUAGAGCACAUCCGCGAUUCGGUGACGGCGGCGGAACGGAGGCUUCACGAGUGUCAGGAGAGUGUGCAGCACUACAGGGAGAGAUGUGCGGACAAGGUGCACACCGUUAGGGAGCUUCAGGGCCAGGUUGAUGGAAAUCAUAAUCUUCUAAAAAAGCUUUCUUUGGAAGAGGAAAAUUAUCUUAUUCAGUUGAAGUGUGAAAACCUUAAACAAAAAUUAGAACAGAUGGAUGCAGAAAAUAAAGAGCUUGAAAAGAAACUGGCAAACCAAGAAGAAUGUCUUAAGCACAGCAAUCUUAAGUUUGAAGAGAAAUCUGCAGAACAUACAGCAUUGGCCAGACAGCUGGAAGCUGCUUUAGAAGAAGGAAGACAAAAGGUUUCUGAAGAAAUAGAGAAAAUGUCAUCUAGAGAGAGGGCUUUACAGAUUAAAAUAUUAGAUCUGGAAACUGAGCUUAGAAAGAAAAAUGAAGAACAAAGUCAACUUGUUUGCAAAAUGAACAGUAAAGCACAACACCAGGAAGUAUGUUUGAAAGAAAUACAACAUAGUCUUGAAAAGUCGGAGAAUCAAAAUGAGAGUAUUAAGAAUUAUUUACAGUUUCUUAAAACUUCUUAUGUAACAAUGUUUGGAUAAAUUGUUGGAUUUAUUUUCUAUAAGCGAUAGGAUUUUACUUUAAGUCUAAAACAUGAUUGGGUAAUAAAUAAACUUUAAUUUACGGGUGGGAGUAGUAGAGUUUUUAUGUACAUUUUUAAAAUAUAAUUUAUUAUCCAAUUGCAACUUUAAGAUAUAGAUGUCAGUAUUCCUUUUUGCCAGAUAAUUUCCACUUAGCUCUAGUUUAAUUUAAUACUUAUUUAAAUGAUACUGGUUUUUAGAAUGGUUUUCACGUACACAAAAGAAACCAGAAUCUUGUUUAUAGCCACCAUUUAAGUGAAUUUGUAAUAAAGCUAGGCCGAUUAUGAGCCAAAUACAUGAUUUUGAAUAACCCAUAUAAUUUGUUUUACAUUGUGGCGCUAUAUAUAUAUAAUCAAGGAAAAUAUUCUGGAUAUUAAUUUUUAAUAAUGGUAUAAUUACACACUUUCUAAAGAUUCCAAAUGUCUCAAUGUACUUAAUACUGUUUCAAGUAUGAUGCGAUUCUAAUUUCUGUGAGGCUUUUAAUAUAGAAUUUUAAAUUAUAGCUACUAAAUGCCAACUGAUGGUGACAGAUGAAAACAUGUUGUCCCGCACUGUUUCUUUAUAAAGAAUGGGCAUUUGGGCUCUCCUGUGAA